Messenger RNA from Haliotis rufescens (red abalone), 4106 nucleotides. Its product is annotated as DNA excision repair protein ERCC-6-like 2. The coding region runs from base 86 to 3859 and encodes 1257 amino acids. Gene Ontology annotation, molecular function: ATP binding; ATP-dependent chromatin remodeler activity. The record is from RefSeq and is a predicted model, not a curated record. NCBI's taxonomy places the organism in Eukaryota, Metazoa, Mollusca, Gastropoda, Lepetellida, Haliotidae. The transcript has 23 exons.
AGAUGUCAGGUGUGUAGAGAAGAGAAACAGGACAACAACUAGCACGCGAGACGAGGAUGCAUUCUCAGGGUUUACUGAGGAUGAUAUGGAGAAGCCUAAAUUUUCCUUUACGCAGUCGGCUAGUAAAGUACCAUUCCUGUUGUCUGAGCAUGGGGAGGCACCAGCUGUCCAGGUGCCGGCAACCAUCAACCAGUAUCUGCGAGACUACCAGCGGGUAGGCAUCAAGUUCCUGUACUCGCAUUACAGAGAGGGUCGAGGUGCUAUUCUCGGGGACGACAUGGGACUCGGCAAAACUGUGCAGGUGAUUGGCCUGCUGGCUGCCUUGCUGCACAAGCAGGGAAACAGGGUGGACGUCAUGAGACUGAAGCCCAAGUUCAUCAGAGAGUUGUCAGAUUCCUCGGACUUCGCUGAUAUAGACUACAAACCCUUCCUCAUCAUCGGCCCUGGCAGCGUCUUGUACAACUGGCUGGACGAACUGGACACAUGGGGAUACUUCACAGCAAGAAAGUUUCAUGGUUCAGACAAGAAGUCAUGUUUGGCAGAAGUGAAGAAAGGAAAACUGGAGGUUGUCGUGACAACGUUUGAGACGUUCAGAGACAAUAUGGAGGAGCUGAACUGUGUUGACUGGGAAGCGGUGAUAGUGGACGAGGUGCACAGAAUCAAGGGUCUUAAGGCACAGACAACUCAAGCCCUACGUUGUCUGCACACCAAGAAGCGCUAUGGUCUCACUGGAACUGCAUUACAGAACAACAUGACAGAACUCUGGUCUAUCCUGGACUGGGCCCAGCCAGAUGUGAUGGGAAGACUGUACGAGUUUGAGACAGAGUUUGUCCAGGUCAUAGAACGAGGCCAGGGAUAUGACGCAUCAAAGAGGGAGCUAGCCCUGGCCAGAAAAAAAAAAGAGGAAUUCUCUAACAAGCGGACAGGCAUGAUGAUCAGAAGAACAAAGAAGAUUAUUGCUGACCAGCUGCCAGAGAAAGACGACAACGUGGUGUUCUGUAAGUUGACGCCGCUCCAGGAAAGUGUGUACAGAGCUGUGCUGGGUCAUCCUGACAUGAGCCUCGUUAUGAGAAUGCACGACCCCUGUGACUGUGAGAGCACAAGAACAAGAAGCAAAUGCUGCUACAAGGGUGAACAGAUACUGGUGUUCUGGGAAAUCAGAAACAGAACCUUUGUGUUGAAGGUCUCCCCCGAAGGUCACAGCAUCGCAAGCAUCAUGUUCUCCUUCAUGCACCUGCUUCUGAAGACAGCCAAUCACGUGGCUCUGCUCACGCCUCACGCCAACUCCAGCCCACAGCAGCUGAAGAGAACGAGGGAGGUGUGCAAGGUUGCAUUCAAGGACCACCCCCAGUUCCUGGAGCAGACGCGGGAAGCAUCCUUCCGGACACUAUCCGAUCCUAAGUACUGUGGAAAGAUGAAGGUUCUCCAGGGUCUCCUCUCCGUGUUCUACAAGACUCACAGCAAGGUGUUGGUGUUCUCCUACUCUACCAGGCUGCUGGACAUCCUGGAACAGUACAUCAUCAGUGACGGACACGAGUAUCGCCGCAUCGACGGCACCGUCAACAACCGGCGUAGGAUGGAUAUUGUACGCGAGUUCAACAAGGACCCAAGCAUCUUUGUCUGUCUGAUAUCUACAAAAGCUGGCGGGUUAGGAUUGAACUUGACUGGGGCCAACAAGGUCGUGAUCUUUGACCCCAACUGGAAUCCAAGUCAUGACCUUCAAGCUCAAGACAGAGCAUACAGAAUUGGUCAGAGGAAGGAUGUGAAUGUGUAUCGCCUCAUCUCUGUUGGAACAAUAGAAGAAAACAUUUACCUACGUCAAAUAUACAAACAGCAACUAGGAAAUGUUGCUGUUGCAAGUGAGAAUGCGACGCGUUUCUUCCACGGUAUCCAAGGUGAUCGCUUCCACAAGGGGGAGCUGUUUGGUGUGAAGAACAUGUUCCAGAUCCGCACAGGGGACUCUUGUCUGACUAUGGAUAUUCUAGAGAGAAAGCAGAAGAUGGAGGCUGGUUUACAUGGGUUCAAGAUGUUGAAGUACGUAGCUCCACCAUCCGACACCACGGAGGAGACACUGAAGGAGGAUGGAGAUUUGUCUGACGAAAACGCUGACCAGCAGACAGAUGAUGAAGAGUCUGAAGAUGCACUCAGACAUCUGCUGGGCACGGAUGAUGACUCAGGUCUGGAUAUUGCAUCACCACGUCCCUCUCCACCAAGGAAGACUAAAGCACAAGUGUCUAGCACAAGGAGCUCAGGGCAGAGACACACUAACACUGCCUCAAGACUGAAGGAGUUGUCUGCCCCUGAUGCCUCCGUGGCUCAGUCCUUCACAUCAAUCAACUCUGUGUUUGAGAAAUGUGGUGUUAUGCAUGUCCAUGAGAACCCCAAGGUGGUCGGUGCAUCUCGAGCAGAGAACCACAUGUCUCGACAAGCCAUCCAAGAUGUGUACGAGCUGCACCAGAACUCUCAAGUACCAGCCAUGGAGGUUGACCCUUACUCAGAGUCCAGUGAGGAGGAGAUCCCUACCCCUCCCCCACUGAAGAAGGGUGGAAGCAGAGGGCGGGGCCGCGGUAGGAAGCCUGGGCCUGAUCACAAUACCCCACGGGCUGUAGAACACGGGUCUUGUAGGCUCUUGAUUGGCCAGACACCCACAGCCAUUAGAAGACAACACUUUGCCAAGAUGGCCGCCAGUGAAGCAGCAGACCAGAUGGCGCUAGCGGAGACAAUCCUUGGCGGUGAUACAGCGUCGCGCCUACAGUUGCUAAGAGAUUUCUAUACCCAGGAGCACCCUAACCUGGAGGAUGUGGUCAAUACGUCCUUGACCAUCACCAAAACUGAUGACAGUUCAGUGGUCAGCAGCAGUGUUAAGAAGCCCAACAGUCUUAAAAACGGUAAGGAGAGUAAAACUGACUCUAAAAUUCAGCCUAAGGGUCGUCCAAGGAAGUCAAAACAAGGUCUCACUUUUAUCGAGUAUGAUGACAGUGAAUCUCAGUCCAUUCCACAACCCAAACCAGGUCCAAGCCGACUUGACCACGAUGAGAGUGACCUGUCCAGCAUGGAAGUGGGCAGGACAAUAACACAGAGAGGAGUCACCACUCGGACACGUACUCCUCGUGGGAGACGAACCAAGUCUCAAGGACAGAGUCUGGCCACUAGAACGGUUGCUGCAUCCAAUUUCGACUCGCUGUUUGAAAGUGUUCCACAAAAACUUAGUAAGCAUUCAAAGGAAGAGGAACAGAAACUGGUUAAUACAGAGUUGGAAUUUUCUGAGACUGUCAUUGUUGAUGAAGUUAAAGUGCCGUUUGUAGGAGACGAAGGAUCAGAUGUAAAUGAGUUGCUGUUUCAAAUUGGUAACUGCGGUAGGGAAAGGGAGAAGAAAGCACAGUUAGCGAGAGAUGCAAAAGAAGAUGAGGAACAGUUAGGUGUUUCCGUACUUGAUGAUCUAUUCACCACUUCCACAUCACGGAGGAAGCCUGCUCCUCCCAAAGCCAAGAAGAAUGAAAAUUCCUGCGACCUGUUUUCCCCAGAAUCAUCAACUUCUGAAAAAGAUGCAGAUUUGACAUCGGACUUACUCAACGAGAGCACUUUAGCAGAUGAGAGUAUUGACUGUUUUAGUGAGCACAGGAAGUGGAAGAAAAGGAAAGCAUCGCCAGGGAAGUCACCCGGGAAAUCCCCGGGGAGAAGAGUUCAAAGACUUCUCCAAGAAAGUAGUGAUGAUUUUGAGAAGCUGCUGGAGUCAGGAAAGUUGCGGAAGAAAGAUGGGAAAUCAACAAGAAAGAAUUUACAUAGAGAUUUUGAUGAUCUAAAUGACAGCAUGGAUAGAGAGCCCCAGAAUGUUGACAGUGCCAGCCUAUUCUCAUAGCACUCUACUACAGGUACAUGAUAUGUCACCCAUCAAAAUGAGAUCUUAGUUUUCGCUGCUGCUAUCCAAAGAUCUGAGGACAUCCCAUUACAGGUAACAUUGACCGACUAAGGAAAUGACUUACAAGAAAUCGACAUUUGCCAAUCAGAAGGCAGCUAUCUCGAGCUUUACGGCACUAGUUUCAAACUGGCGACUACGCUUCGAAACAUAUUUUGACCUAUUCUCGAUUAAAAAAAUUAAAACUGAC